AUGGGGAUGGUUCUGAAGUGGGAAAGUUCUAUGGGAGAAGAGAGCGAUGAUGAGUGCCAUGUGCAACAUACCAAUGAUGAUGACAAAGAACAUUCUUAUGCUUCUGGAAGCAUUGUGUCAAAGGCUUGUUGGAAUCCUCUGAUGGAAAUGGCUGAAGUUAUAAUUCAGAAGGGUUCCCUUUGGAAGACAAGUGGAAUAGUUCGUAGUGGCAUGACCUAUUGCUUCAUCGAAGAAGUUUUGCAAGUGAAGUUGCUGCUUAAGUAUGAAGCUUUUUUCCCCUUUUAUUCUGAAGUAGGAGCUUUGCUUCUCUUCGAUGAUUGUGAUGCUUGUAUUUCCUUUGAAGAGGUGUACAUAAAGCUUUCAAAUGUUGCAAAUAGAAGCAAUGACUGUGUAUCUUCUAAAUGCUCCCCGGAGAGUGGAUUGAUAGACUUGGAAUCAAAAGACAACAGUUCCAUCAUUGGUAUGUUCUGUGGUAUACAGAUUAAUGAAUCUAUGCCAAAUUUUGAUGUUUAUCUACCAAACAAGAAGUUUAGAAAGUCUUCUCCUGGUGAUCCAAGCUUUAUUCUCUGCUUUACUAGAUAUUAA
Ziziphus jujuba (common jujube) is the source of this 585-nucleotide messenger RNA. RefSeq lists its product as uncharacterized. The transcript has 5 exons. Bases 1 to 585 code for a protein of 194 amino acids. Gene Ontology annotation, cellular component: tRNA-intron endonuclease complex. Gene Ontology annotation, biological process: tRNA-type intron splice site recognition and cleavage. The record is from RefSeq and is a predicted model, not a curated record. Lineage: Eukaryota; Viridiplantae; Streptophyta; Magnoliopsida; Rosales; Rhamnaceae.